ACUCGCGAUACAUUCACUCCCCCACUACCACUUCUCUCUCCUUCUCUCUUUCGUUUUGCUGCUGCUGCGUGAGACUGGAAAGCCGAGGAGAAGCCCGUGAUUUGGGGCAGAAGCGCUCGUGUUGGCUCUGGCUCUCUCGACAGCAAGCCACGUUCGGCGGAGUGCAGCUGUGGAUGGAAAUUUGAGCCACUCGCAUCGGCUUGACAUGGAUCUGUUGGACUUUGGAAGUUUGGAGAGAAUCUACAGCACACAUGGAUAAAACCAAAGCUGCUGGAUUGCUGGAUGUCCGGGAAACCUGCUUCUCCUGAAAACAUCAGGUUUAGUUCGAUCUGCACGUGUUAGACUGAGAUCCCUUUUUUUACGUUCAGAAUCAUUGAAAUGUGAGGUGGUGACACAUGAUUUGUCACAAUCUAAGCCAGCUUGACCACCUCCACACCUGCUACCCCUGAUUCCAUCUGCAGACACGAGGGGAAAUGACCGGCUCCAGGCAUGAGGCGAGUGUGAUGGCAGACUUCACCUGGGGCAGCUGUCUGAGACUCCUCUGAGGUGUUGCGGCGCUGUCAAGACUCAGCUCAUCAUAUUAUCCAGUCACCUCCCCUUCUCAGUCAUCCCUGCCUACAAAAGCACUACCUCCUCUCAAUUUCUUCCCAUGGACAAAAGACAAAAGUGUCUCCCAGCAUCACAAAUCCAAGUCUACCACUUUUAAAACUGAAUCGAGCAACAGUUGUUGAACUUGUGAACAGUCAUUGCUUUGAAAAGAGAAGCGCCAUGUGGAAUCAGAUGGGUUACUGCAAUCACAUUCCUCCAGCCGGAUAUCCCUUCUACCAUGUGCCCUGCAGCCAUAACCAGAGGAGCACAUCAUUUUGCCAUCCGGUUACCGGGCAGAUCUCCCCGGAAAACAUGGACUUCCUCCUCCAUGAACAGGCGCAGGGUGUUCACAUGACGUCCAAACCGGAGCAGCUCUCCAACACUUCUGUAAGCGAUGGCUCCACGGUCAUCACCGGCUCCACUGUGGACAACACUUCAGCCUCCAAGGUUUCCCGUUCCAGUAGCAAGAUCCACAACUUUGGAAAGAGAGAGCAGUCAAUCAAGAGGAAUCUUGAUGUCCCGGUGGUGGUGAGAGGGUGGCUGUACAAACAAGACAGCUCUGGGAUGCGUCUUUGGAAGAGGAAGUGGUUUGUUUUGGCUGACUUCUGUCUGUUCUACUAUAAAGACAGCAGAGAGGAAGCGGUCCUGGGCAGUAUUCCUCUGCCCAGCUAUGUCAUUUCACCCGUGGGUCCCGAGGAUCACAUCAGCCGCAAGUAUGCCUUCAAGGCUACCCACACUGGCAUGCGCUCCUACAUUUACAAGCAAAGCUCUGUGAUUGGCUCACAGGCGGAGCACUCUGGGAUGCGAACAUACUAUUUCAGUGCUGACACUCAAGAGGACAUGAGCACCUGGCUGAGGGCCAUGAACCAGGCUGCGCUGAUGCAGAACCACAUCGAUACAACAGUCAGACCUACUGACGAGUUAGAAAAGGUGCUGCAACAGGCUGUUCCACAGACGAACCAUGUUAACCAUCACAAGACCAAGACUUCCCCAACUGAGACCACCCGACCCAUCAUUCACGAGGUUCUUCUGGAGCCCGUGCACCGUGAUGCAGAGGAGCGCUGCAGUCUCCACAUGAGCUCUCCUGGGACCAAUGUUUUUGAGCAGCCCGUCCCUGGAAACACUCUAGAAAUGGAUACACAAACUUCCCUUGGCUCCACCCCUGCAGUGGCUGCCUCCUCCCAGCAUGAAAACGUGUCGGUCUCAGCCCCCGUGUCAAGGGUGCCGUCACGAGCUCCGUCGCGGGCCACCUCCACCUUACCCUCCAGUGUCUGCACAAGGAAUGGCCUCAUCUCCACCCCCAGCCCCAUCUUGGAGCCCAACGGUAUCGCAGCAGGGACGUACCAAAGGGCCCCGGAUCCCCCGGCAAACAGUUGGCUCAAGCAGGAGCAGAGAAGGAGUACUCUGGAAGAGGUAGAGCAUUGGAUCAAAGUUCAAAAGGCUGCGCACAGGGGGCCCCCAUCCAGAGAGAACACCCUCCCACGUCGCACACCUCCAACCCAGCACAAAUACACAACCACAGACGCUUACCAGACCCUGCCAAAAAACCUUCACCAGAGUCCUCCAGCCGGCAGACAAGGCGAGUACAAAUAUGCCCAGGACCGCCUGAGCCAUUUCCGCAUCCCCCCAGGUGUUGGAGGGCAAGCGUCUAAAACCGUCUGGGAGCUGUACGAAUGGCACCAGCGCCAGCUGUUCCGCCAUGCCAGCCCCACAGCCCCGCUUUACACUCCGGCGCCAGAGUAUCCAUUCGGCCCCGGGUCCCUGUCGGCUGUGCCUCCCUCCUUUCCAGCAUCCAGGUCAGACGGGUCUCCACGGUGUGUGUCUGUACCGCCUUCCUCUGCAGACAUCCCACCUCCAGGACCUCCACCCGGCCUCAGCCACACCCUGUCGCCCAAUCGGAGGCCACACACGCCUGCUGACAGGGUGACCGUCAGGCCCAUGGGUGAUACGUCCCCUGACGUCCCCUUCACUGUUUCGCCUCGGAGGAGCAAGUCUCAGCUGUUCAAGGCUGCAACCAUGGAGAGACGCUCAAUUCCUCCAUCUGGCUACAUGACACACACAGUCAGUGCUCCCAGCCUUCAUGGAAAAACGCCCGAGGAGCUCACUUUGCUCCUCAUUCAGCUGCGGCGCCAUCAGGCAAAGAUGGCUUCUGCACGCCAGCAAGCGUUAGCCCAGCUCCAGCGGCUCAAUGGUCCCGCAGAGUCCCACCUCCAGAACCACCUGUUGGCUGCCUCCACGGCUAGCUCCAGCCCCCUCCUCAGCGCCGGCCCGUCUCCUGUGUCCCAACAGGGACAUGUGAGCCUAUCAGCUCCACUUGGCCCUGGAAACUCCCAGGCAGAUGAUACCUACAUGCAGCUGAAGAAGGACCUGGAGUGUUUGGACCUGAAGGUAGCUGGGAAUCAGACACCAAAGAAGGCGGGGAAACCUGUCAAGGUUGCAGAAAGUGAUGUGGAUGUGAAGUUGAGUCGGUUAUGUGAACAGGACAAGAUCCUCAAGGACCUGGAGGCCACAAUCAGCUCCCUGAAGGAGGACAAGGAUAAGCUAGAGAGAGUGUUGGAUGUGUCCCAUCAGCAGAUGGAGCAGUUCCAGGAACACCCCUCCCAUGCCCAAAAGAUAGCCUACCAGCAGAGGCUGCUGCAGGAAGAUCUGGUGACCAUCAGGGCCCAAAUAUCGCGUCUUUCCACGGAAAUGUCUCUUGCAUGGGAAGAGUACUGCAGGCUUGAAAAAUCAGUGGAGCAAUUAAGAUUGGCGCUGCAGGUGCACAUGAACAACAGCGCCACCCCUCAGCAGGAGAAAACUGAAAUGAAGAGGGAGCUGUGGAGGAUCGAGGACGUCAUGGCUGGACUUAGUUCCAGCAAAACCAACUACAAGAUCACGAUUGACUCGGUUCAGAACCCAGAGAGAAAAAUAGUGCCUUCCAUGUCUGACCCGGCGGUGCCUCCACCCAGCGCUGAGGUCCUGCCUCCUCCUCGGAGCUCCAUUUCCAACCUCUAUUCCCACACUUUGCCUCACAACACCACCCUAAAGUGGGCAGAGGACGAGGCUCCGCCCAGGCCCCCGCUGCCCCGCCUCUACGAUUACGAAGAGACACCCCCCGUGGUGCCGCCCCUUCCUAAGGAGGCUUCAGUCAUCCGCCACACAUCAGUCCGAGGACUGAAGCGCCAGUCAGACGAGAGAAAGAGGGACAGAGAAAGUGGGCAGUGCCUUUCCAAUGGAGAACAUAAGGCGGAUUUACGGUCGUACCUGAGCGAGCCAGAGCUGCCGGGAAUCAGCCACAGCAUGGUGGGCUCCGACGGCGAUCACCAGUAUUACCCGAGCCAAGGCGCAGUGUCCGGUCUGAACCACUCAAGCUCCAUCUCCUCCUACGUCACCCUGAGGAGAGGUCCUGGGAGCUCUGCAGCUAAGGACAGACCAAAGAGUGCCUUUGAACGUCUUUCGUCCCCCACGGAGGCCCAGCAGCUCCCGGGCAGCCAGCCUCGGGGCCGCAUGACUGCGGAGGAGCAGCUGGAGCGAAUGAAGCGCCACCAGAGGGCGCUGGUCCGCGAGCGCAAGAGACACCUCAGCCAAGGCGACCGUUCCUGCACAAGCCCUUCCUCCUCCACCGCCCCAGCCCCUCGCUCCUCUUCCACCACCAGGCUGCCCUCCAGCUCCGCCGAGCCUGCCUCCUCCAUGUUCAGCUGGCAGGAAGAGCGAUCAGGAGCUGAAGGUCAGAGGGGUCAAACUUUGAAUGCAGUGAAAGAAAGAGGAAGAGCCCAGUCGGACGAGUGGCUGACAGUAACAGCCACACACAUCCAAGAGGUGGACGUGGAGCCUCUGGACUAUGACCUGGACAUCAGCAGGGAGCUCUCCAUGCCAGACAAAGUUUUCAUCCCGGAGCGGUAUGUCGAGUCCGACCCAGAGGAGCCUCCCAGUCCGGAGGAGUUGCAGGAACGCUCUCGCCGGGCCGAGCGCAUCAAGAGCCUUCUGACAAAGUCCAGCUAUCAGAACAUGCAGCCGUCUGCGCCUCUGGACCUCCGUGAGAUGGAUUCAGCCCUGCAGCAGCAGGAGAGGAUCAUGAGUGUUUCCCACAUGCUGGCCUCAGAGGCCUCCCGCAAGAGCAAGCUGGUGGCAGCCAAAGCUGCAGCAGAACACUGAUCAUCACAGAGGAAGGAAACUGCAGCUGGAUGGAUCGCCGGAGUCCCACACUGACUCACAAACCAAAACCCCUAUUUUCUAUCUGAGUGACAACAGUUCAAUCCAGUCUCACCAUGUAUGUUGCUCUGCACACGCAUAGCUCAACAAAGCAAUAAUGAAUGAUGAUGAUUAGAUCCAUUUAUAAAGGACGUGCCUGCACAUGAAUGCCUAUUUAUUACACAUGAAAUGUUUUUACUGUAUAUUUUUUCACAGCACUGUUUACUUAUUAUUAAAACUCUAACAAUGAAGUGCCUCAAAACACAAUGAAAGGAAUGUUAAAACCCUAAAGUGGUGUGAUUACAAAGAUAUUCUCAUAAAGGUAUUUUCGUGAUUCUGCUUCACUGAAAUCUUUGGUUUUACUUUUUGCUUCAGAAACUUUUUUACAGAUUGUCUGUUUACAUAACGAUUAAGAUUGGAGAGUAAUCUGAUUACUGUAUUAAUAAGACCAAUGAGGAAGAAAAGGAGCUUCCAAAACCUUGUUUACAUGUUUCAGGCCAUUAUUAGAUCCAUUUGGAGGACUUGUAAGUUUCCCUCUGUGGAGCAUGGCCACGCCUGCAUACAUGUCUAACCCUUGUGCUUUCUUAGAUGACCCCACCCUUGCAUUGAUGUGUUAUUCCUACCAUGACAAAGGUGGAAAAAUUUCAUGUAAUCCAUGGACACCAGUGAAGAUCACAAAUCAUUGAAGAAAAAAGGUUCAGAGCACUGUCUAGUGGGUCUAGAUGACCCAACUCCCAAUGUUAAAGUGCCUAGGAUAGCACAAGGGCUAAAGUAAGGAACCAGCUGCUGUCAUUUCUGCUCCUUCACCUUCACAGUUUUCAUACCGGGAUUGUCUUCAAUCUGUCAUGUUUUCACUGUCACUUAUCGUUUUUUUAAAUAAACACCUGCUCACAUGUUCCAA
This is a messenger RNA of Oryzias latipes (Japanese medaka), 5659 nucleotides long. The record is from RefSeq and is a predicted model, not a curated record. NCBI's taxonomy places the organism in Eukaryota, Metazoa, Chordata, Actinopteri, Beloniformes, Adrianichthyidae.